This is a messenger RNA of Spirodela intermedia, 360 nucleotides long. Lineage: Eukaryota; Viridiplantae; Streptophyta; Magnoliopsida; Alismatales; Araceae. The record is from the annotation of a GenBank genome assembly.
AUGGCGGCGAGAAAUGGAAGCAGGAGAGAGGCGUUGCUCAGCCCAGACAUGGGCGAGAAGCCCACCGUUCUCCUGAGUUCCGGCUGCAGCACCACCGGGCGGAGAGCCGCCGCACCCCCGAAGAGGGCACCCAGGGCCUCCGGCUACUGCGUGUGCCGGAGAGCCGUCGGGCUGCUCAGGUUCAUCGGAGGCAGCGUGGUGCAGGCGCUGAGCUACAUCUCCCGCCGAAGGAGCUCCUCGGCCAAGGUGUCCCCGAAGACCGGCUCGAGGCAGUUCCCUCCGCCCCGGGAAUCCCACCACGCCGAGGCCAUUGAGGACUGCAUCAGGUUCAUAAACUCCUCCUCCAGGAGGUUAUCCUAG